This is a messenger RNA of Danio rerio (zebrafish), 553 nucleotides long. RefSeq names its product adaptor related protein complex 3 subunit sigma 1 (gene ap3s1). Lineage: Eukaryota; Metazoa; Chordata; Actinopteri; Cypriniformes; Danionidae. The record is from RefSeq and is marked provisional. Gene Ontology annotation, cellular component: AP-3 adaptor complex; cytoplasmic vesicle membrane; Golgi apparatus. Gene Ontology annotation, biological process: vesicle-mediated transport; intracellular protein transport; Golgi to vacuole transport.
AGGCCGGGAUCGCUGGAGCUCCAGCACGCGCCGUAUCGGCCGUCAAGAACAUGAACCUCCCAGAGAUGCCCAAAAACAUCAACAUCGGGGACAUCAGCAUCAAAGUGCCAAACCUGCCGUCUUUUAAAUAGUAAACACUGCGGUGUGUGUGUGUGUGUGUGUGUGUGUGUGUUUACUAGGCCGUGUGUUACUGCACAGAUGACGAAGGCACUGUGUGAUGACUGUAAAUGAAGUAUUUAUUUGAUUCUUCUGUCCCCUGUGUGUGUCUCACUCACUGCAGUGUUGGAGGUGUGUGUGAGUGUGUGUGUGUGUGUGUGCGCGUGCGUGUGUGUGUGUGUGUGAGGCGCUCUGAACAUCAUGCCUAUCAAACAUUCCAGACUGGAAAGCUCUCCCUGAUGCUGUACGUGUGUGUCUGAUGUCGCUGUAUGUACUGAAGGUAUAUUUAUAUAUGGUUUGUCCUCUUUCUUACGCCGGCCGCUUCGCUUUGGUUUUUAAGUGCCGCAUGUUUUUCCUUUUGCAGCAGAAUAAAGUAUCAAAUUAUUUUCUUCUCCAA